Podarcis raffonei (Aeolian wall lizard) is the source of this 9610-nucleotide messenger RNA. It is a transcript of the gene PRKAA2, whose product is annotated as protein kinase AMP-activated catalytic subunit alpha 2. Gene Ontology annotation, biological process: intracellular signal transduction; protein phosphorylation. Gene Ontology annotation, molecular function: AMP-activated protein kinase activity; ATP binding. The record is from RefSeq and is a predicted model, not a curated record. Gene Ontology annotation, cellular component: cytoplasm. The coding region runs from base 50 to 1708 and encodes 552 amino acids. Lineage: Eukaryota; Metazoa; Chordata; Lepidosauria; Squamata; Lacertidae. The transcript has 9 exons.
CUGCUGCAUUGUGGUCCGGCCCGGCCGGCGGCGGCAGCGCCGAGCGAAGAUGGCUGAGAAGCAGCCGCAGAAGCACGACGGGCGGGUGAAGAUCGGCCACUACGUGCUGGGGGACACGCUGGGGGUCGGCACCUUCGGCAAAGUCAAGAUUGGAGAACACCAGCUCACACGGCACAAAGUAGCGGUCAAAAUUUUAAAUAGGCAAAAAAUUCGCAGUUUGGAUGUGGUUGGGAAGAUCAAACGAGAAAUCCAAAACCUGAAGCUUUUCCGACACCCCCAUAUUAUCAAAUUGUACCAGGUCAUCAGCACACCAACAGAUUUUUUCAUGGUAAUGGAAUAUGUGUCUGGUGGGGAAUUGUUUGAUUACAUCUGUAAACAUGGACAUGUUGAAGAGGCCGAAGCCAGGCGUCUUUUCCAGCAAAUUCUGUCAGCUGUAGAUUACUGUCAUCGGCAUAUGGUAGUUCACAGAGACCUGAAACCAGAGAAUGUGCUGCUGGAUGCAAACAUGAAUGCCAAGAUAGCUGAUUUUGGACUGUCCAACAUGAUGUCAGAUGGCGAAUUCCUGCGAACCAGCUGUGGCUCGCCCAACUAUGCAGCACCAGAAGUCAUCUCUGGAAGAUUGUAUGCUGGCCCAGAGGUUGAUAUCUGGAGCUGUGGUGUUAUUCUCUAUGCUCUCCUCUGUGGGACUCUUCCUUUUGAUGAUGAGCAUGUCCCAACCCUCUUUAAAAAGAUCCGUGGAGGUGUCUUCUACAUUCCCGAAUACCUCAACCGUUCAGUUGCCACCCUCCUUAUGCACAUGCUGCAGGUGGAUCCACUCAAACGAGCAACUAUCAAGGACAUCCGAGAACACGAGUGGUUCAAACAAGAACUGCCCAGUUACUUGUUUCCAGAGGAUCCUUCUUACGACGCCAAUGUUAUUGACGACGAUGCCGUGCGGGAAGUUUGUGAAAAAUUUGAGUGCACUGAGUCAGAGGUGAUGACCAGCUUGUACAGUGGGGAUCCUCAAGACCAGCUUGCGGUUGCUUAUCACCUUAUUAUUGACAAUCGGAGAAUCAUGAACCAAGCCAGUGAGUUCUACCUUGCUUCCAGCCCUCCCACUGGCUCUUUCAUGGAUGACACUAUGCACAUCCCUCCAGGGGUGAAGCCCCACCCGGAACGGAUGCCUCCUCUCGUAGCAGAUACUCCCAAAGGAAAGUGUCCCUUGGAUGCACUGAAUACCACUAAGCCAAAGCCGUUGACUGUGAAAAAAGCCAAGUGGCAUUUAGGAAUACGGAGUCAAAGCAGGCCUUAUGACAUCAUGGCUGAAGUGUACCGUGCUAUGAAACAGCUAGAUUUUGAGUGGAAGGUGGUGAAUGCCUAUCAUCUUAGAGUCCGCAGAAAGAAUCCAGUGACGGGAAAUUACGUGAAAAUGAGUUUGCAGCUUUAUCAGGUUGACAAUCGCAGCUAUCUGUUGGACUUUAAAAGCAUUGAUGAUGAUGUAAUGGAGCAAAGGUCAGGCUCUUCUACACCUCAGCGCUCCUGCUCCGCAGCCCGCUUGCACAGACCGAGGCUGAGUCUCGAUUCCGCCACCGCCGAUUGCCAGUCGCUUCCUGGGUCUCUCAUGGGCUCCUUGACCGGGAGCAUGACCUCUGUGACACCUCGUCUCGGUAGCCACACCAUGGAUUUCUUUGAAAUGUGUGCCAGUCUCAUCAUGGCGCUGGCUCGCUGACAGGUAUCAUUCAGAAGCUUGAUUUCUUUGCAAAAGCUGCAUGUCAAAGGAUCAUUUGGGCAGGUGCAGCAAGGAACCUAAUCCUUGAGGUAGAAAUCCCAGAUUCGGUACCCAGAAUAUAUGAUGUAUAUUAAGGGAAGUAGGCAAAUGUGUUCGAUUUUAUGUAAUCCUUAUUGCAGAAUUUGCUUCUUUCUUUUUGCAAGGAAUUUGGAAUAGUUGUGUUAGAAGUUGCAGUAGAAGUGGAGGUAGAAAGCAGUGGAGGAGGGCUUUGGGCCCGUUGUCCAACAGCUGGUCACUGUCCAGUCUCAUCGCUUGCCACACUAAGCUUCAAUUAUGCAGGAAACAGCAACGUCUGCCAAAAAUCUGAAAAAUGUCUCCAGUCACAGAAUCCACAGUGCCCCGCCAUUGUAAACAUAUCAGUGCAAUAAUGUUCCUGAAUACUUGAGUAUUGCUCCAAAGGAUUCUGAAAAAAAAUGAUUUCAGAAAAUGUAUACUUUAUCCUUCUGGUGGGGUUGAUUUUCACUUUACGCAUGUGGAAGAAAUUUUCACCUUUGCUGUUCUUUCACCUACUGUAACAUGUAAAAUCACCUUUUGUAGAAGGACUGUAGCUUGAUGAGAAGUGCAAUUUUUGAAUGUUUUCAAUCCCACAUAUCAAAUAUUUACAGGUUUUAGUCUCAGGCAUCUCUGGCUAGGAAACAGUUGAUGGCAAGCCUCUGUGGCCAAGCUGCAAUGUAACAUUCUCCCUCCCUUCCCCACUCCUGCCUCGUGGAAGCGCUCUUUGAAUGUUCAGAAGUCAACAGGAAUCUUGUUCCCUGCUCAUAGGUUCAUAUGAAUGAACAGCUGCAGCCUACAAGUGCACUCCUCCAUUCUAAGCACACUACUGUAAAGUAACGCACCACAGCAGGAAAAACCCACAAUUUCCUAAAACAGUGGAGAGCAGGAUUUAAAUUCUGCUGACCAUUAUAGUCAACAACAGUGGCCUGACUCUAUUAUAUUAUUGUCAUAUUGUGGCAAAAUAAGAGAGAGAAUCGGGUAUUACCAUUGAGGAACAAUGCACAGGCAGUUCUCCAUCCAAUAUAUCCUUUGAUUUAGUCCUUUUCUGAAUUCAGCACACUCUUAACAUAGUUUGAUUACUGCUAGGGUGUUUCACACCCUUGUAGAGAGUUGUAGAUCAUGGGUGGCUAACCUGAGGCUUCCAGAUGUUGUUGGACUCCAGCCCUAAUUGCUGUGACUGGGAAUGAGGGGGACCUGUUGCCCCAAACAAACAAACAAAAAAGGGUGGAGGACUACGGGUUAGCCACCCCUGCUGUACAUCCUCAAAAGACAAAUCUGUUAGAAUGAAAGAGAUGGGUCAGUAUGCAGAGUGCAAGGCUGUAAUUAUACAGCAACCGUGCCAACAAGGUGCACAAAAGGACACACCAUUUUGUGUGUGUAUACACACACCCACCCCUAUAAUAUAUGCCUGCAGUGCAUGUACCAGACCCACCUUGCCUCCUCUCUUGCUGCCCAGAAGUGACUGAUGGGUGUGUGUACAUGUAUCCUUUGCUCUCCCCUCUUUGGAUACUGAAUCUCCUAGCUGGCAAUCACUAGAAGUCAGUCAGCACUUGAAUGCUGGAAAAAGCCUUUUGUGACAUGGUUGCACAGGGCUACCAUCUCAUUUAGUAAACAUCCCACAGCAACAUUUUUUCACAGCUUUAAUUAAAGUUUUGCAUUUGGGAGUUUCUGUUCCCUCCAAAGGAAUUCUUUCCACUACAGCCUUUCAUAACCAUUUUGUGCUCACUGCUGUUCAUUGUCCUGGGCUUGUUAAGCUCAGACCACCUACUAUAUCCCAUAAGCAAUACUCGCAGCCUGCUCUUAAUCACAUUAUUAGUCUUCCAUCAAUCAUUGCAGCCCCUGCCUUGUACCAGAAAUAUCAAAGCGCAAGGCCUGUAUAUUUAAAUGAGGAGCAAUCAUUAACCCCAUGGCAGCUGUAGAGCAGAUAAAGAUUGCUGUAACCAUCUAUGUAAAACUCAUAAUAGUGGGAUGGGGGAGAAAAAAUUAUAUCUUUCUUCAGGAGUGAGGUCCUUUGAUAACACCCUUGUUCACCAGCAUAAAGCAAGAUAAUUAGAGAGUGUAUUCAGCAAUACAGCAGGAAAGAAGGUAAUGGAUAAAAUUAGGAGCAUUAAGGUAAAGAAUCAAAUGAAGAAUAUCCUGACUCGCAAGAUGAAUGGACCUCCGUUCAGGACUGAGCCUGGGAUUUUUUUUCUGCUGUGGCUUCAUUCCUCUUUUUUUACCAUAUCUGCUUGAUCCUGAUUCCAACACAGAUCUUCAUCAGCAUAACCUCUUCAAGAAAUGACUUCUUAAUUGUAAACAGAUAAGGGCAUUGGCAGGAUUAUUGUAAUAACCUGCAGUUUCAUAAGAGUAUAUAUUUAAAGUAGAUGAGUAAAAGAAUAAGUUAACUUAGAAUAUGCAGGGAAUGAUAAAAAUAAAAUUAAGGAAUCUCAGAAAGAGGAGGAAGUAAGUUGAGUUUUGAAAUGUUAGAAUGAUUGUAAAAGUAUUGAAAUGUAUAUAACUGACAAUCACAAAAAAGGGCUUUAAAAAUGUUUAAUCCAUGACCUUAAAAACCAAACCAAAUAAGUUUUUAAAAAUUCAGAUACAGGAGUGCAUUUCUUGUCAAAAGGCCCAGCUGGUCGGCAUUCCGCUACACAGCCAGCUGUGGGAGCAAGAGCAGGGCAGAUUCUGCUUGCCAUAAAGGCUAGACAAUCUGUUUCCCACUGAUGAAGACCAGGCAUUCAGUGCUCAGGACGAACCAGUUGCUCCCAGGCCCUAUUGUCUUUUGAAACAUAUUAAUAUGUCCUAAGAGAGAUAACUAGGAAUCCACAAUGGACUCAACCCCUCAAGGUGUGUACUUUGUCGGGGACUUGGGUCAGGCUUCUGUAAUCCCCAAGAUCUGAAAAUUUACUAGGAGUCAAGAGUGUUUCCCAGUCUUCUCCUUUUCUCUCUACAGUUAGAUCGUCAACAUCUUUCAGUGCUUGAACCAUCAUUAUGUUGUCUUUUGCCCCCUUCUUUCUCAAUUCACCUUGUUGCUUCCAACCAGCUCUUCACAUCUGCUAAAAAUAAGACAUGCCUCUCAUUGUUUCCAUACCUUGCCCUCCGUGACCUUUUCCUCUAUUCAGACUUCUGUUGAAUUAUAAACAUAUCAGCUUCCGCUUUCCUUCUUCCUAAUGACUGAGCCAAAGCUCGUCCAACAUAGAGCUACAGUGGGACGAGCUUUGUGUCUUGAAUGUUUUCUGACCGCGUGUAGUGGGCAUUCUGCAGUAGGGCAGCAGGCAGAUAAUCAGUCUUGAAUGUUGCAGUGCAUCAGCCAUGCUGACCCAACAUCGGUUUGCCAUCUCAGGAUGCACUUUCUUCACAAAUGGCAUACGGUUGGCCCUGAAGUAGCCCUUCACAGUGGUAAAUAUAACAUCUUGGUGGGCUGUGCUGUUUCAUUAGGCAAAAAGAAAGAAAGGUAUUUCAUACUCCACAAAUCACAGGUGCUCAUAGUCACAACUGAAUGAGAAAUUAUAAUACAGAGGGAGGCUGCACCGGUCAGACUUGUCAUUACGUUGACCAAAAUAUAUUUUGGCAGCCUCAUAUGGGGUUCCCUGCAUGGUACAGGCCAGUGCCCUUGAGGUCUAAAGAGUUUGUUUGAGUUUUGCAUUUCAUUUUGAAUGUUCUUCCUAGUGACAAAGAUGCUGGCUAUUCCCCCCAACCGCCCAAAACAGGACAGCAGCCAAAUUUACCUUUCUAAUAUAAGAGCAGAUAGAAUCCCUUCCGUGUGCUGUUUCAUGAAAGCUGGAAUGUAAAUUUGACAAUACUGUUCCAGACCUCAGGGCUUCAAUGUACCUCCAAAGCUUAAUUGACUGUGACCUCUACUGAUACACUGAUAAAGCAGGAAUAACUUGUGUUUUAUUGUUCCUUUUCUGCAGGAUGGCUGAAGGAAUCAGGUUUUCUAAAUUUGUAAUAACAUGCCAUUUUUAAAGGGUAAAAACCUUGCUUUUAGGAUGACAAAGCUAUAGCUUGUGUGGAUGUUUCAGUAACAUUUUUUUUGGGGGGGGGUGGAUUUUAUGUCACUUUUCUCUCAAUAAGUAUUAGCUGCUUUUGUUUAAUUUUAUAGUGGGCUUGAUAUCAAUUGCCCGAUAAACUAAAAGGAAGCAGAAUAGGCUCCAAGUCAAGACAAGAGGGCCAAAAAACUACACUGGGGCCAUAAACAGUUAUUAAAAAUAAAUAAAUAGUAAUAAUGGGAGAACAGUUGUCACAGCUUUAGUCAAAAGCCUCUGUAGGGAAACAUUUGCCAAACAAGUCUUCUCCAUCAUUGUUACAGCAUUGUUUUAUCAAAACCGUUUUUCAGUUUCCCGUUUGUUCUGAACUACUGCAGGAUAUUCAUUUUCCUAGGAGGCACUAUGGCUUACUUCACACAGUCAUAGGAAAGGACUCGCCUUGACUGAAGGAGUAGCAGGCUGUACCGCUGGCCCUGCUCACCCAACAUUGCACGGCUUUCCUGUCCCAGACACUGAGCACAGGCAUGUAAGUGGGGAAGCCUCUGUGCGUACAUCUCUACAUGUAUAGGCUCCCCCAAGCACCCCACCCACCCGUGCUCAGUGUGUGGGUGCCAGUGUGGGUAAGCUGUGCAGUAUCUGGGGCUACUCUCACAGAACCCGUUCACAUGACUAAUACAUGAAAUACAGGCUAUAUUCUGUGCAAUUCUGCUUCUUUGAAUUCGCCCCCAGUUCUUCAUCUUGAAAUGCUCUGAAAGCAGAAGCUCACUCCGUAUAGGGAGCCCAUCAGUUUGGCCGAAGGAAAUAGUUGGGAGAAGAAAGACAGCAUUAGGGAAGAGUUAGCAAUAUAACUAUUUCCACUGCCAGUUGAGUGGAAUGUCAUUGUCUUUUCCUGGGCUGUUAAAAUAUUUCCCAUGCAUAGUGUAUAGGAACAGGUUUCCUUGGCCAACUCUUAACCCUUACUUACAUGACAGACAUAAAUUCUUAAAUUGCUACUUUUAAAUUUAGCACUUUUAUUGCACUUUACCUCUUUUUAAGAAAGACACUACUAAUAUUGGGAGCAGGGGGGGGAAGAAUCAGUGCUACUUUUUAAAUAAAUAAUUUGAUACUGCCACAGGCUAGAGACGGAGAAUAGUUUUAUUAGUAUUUCUGAGUGGUUAUAAAUUAUUUGUAAUGUCAGUCGCAGCUGGGAGCAUUGGCCAAGAUCUGGCACCACAGACGUUGCUUGCCAAUAGUAAAAAGCCACAUCUCGUGUGGAAACAUCCUUAUUGUCAUACUUCCACUGUGGCAAGAAUUAGAACUACAGUUUAGAAGCAUCUGAGUGUCAGGUGCUUCAAAACAUCUGCCAAAGCGAUCACCGACAUUAAAGACUAAUUGCUAUUCUACCCUUAAAAAGGCUGUGCUAACCUUUUGGGGGGUCCAUGAACACAUUUGCCAUGUGGGCAAAUCAUUGUGGGCACCAUCCACGCACCACACUACAAGAGAAGACUUCUUUCAAGCCUAAUUCCAGUAAGGCAAAGGAAUGUAUGCCAGAUAGCCAACACACACCUGCAAAUAUGUAUUUGAGCAAGCAGAAUAGAUGCAUUUAUGCAAAGCUGAGCACUAAAGCACAAUUUUCAGCUGCUGGUUUAAUGGCGUGUUGCAGAUAAGAAACCACUAGCUAUUUUCUAGAAGGAACACUGGAUAAGGAUUUAAAAUAGCACAAUAUAAUACAGGAUAAAUUCUGUAGACUUUAAACUUUGUUUCCAGUAAGGGUACUAACCUUGCACGAAUUUUUCCCCCCAGUGGUCCCUGCUGCAUCUGUGGUAGAAUCGCACCAAUUUCUUCGCAUCAUCACACACUGAGUCAUAUGACAUAAUUUACAGAUGUAGCUUAGUAAGUCUAGGCAAUUUGCCGUUUAUUAUCAGUGGUAGCAUAUUGUUUUUAGGAGGAAGAUCAGCCUGAGCUAGAGAAUACAAAACCGUGCCUUCUCAUAUCAGCUGCUAAAAAUCACAAACGAUUCAUUUCCGCUCAUUUAGUGCGCAGCCUUCAGUACCCGAGGUGCAGAUUUUUUAAAUACUUGAAGUGUGCUUGCUGUGUUCUCACGUUGCCUCAGAGUUUGCAUUUGCAUGGGAUAAAACUUCUUGUUGGAAACCUCCUGUAGAGCAGCAGCUGGGAUGCCAUUGUGGAAGAGCCAUGUAGGUCUGUAUUUGUGCUCAUGCUUUUUAUAUGCAAAAGGCCCAGAGGUCAAUCCCCAGCAUAGGGUUUGGAAAGACGACUGGCUGAAGCCCUGCGGAGCUGCUGUCACUCAGUGUAGUUAAUACACAGUUAUUUGAGCCGGUAUUUUCUGACUCAGUAUAAGGCAGCUUCCUAGUCUUGAGGCUGAAUGCUGUGGCACCUACCCUGACAUUUUUUUUAUCCAGCUAUUUUUUAAAAAUAAUUUGUCACUCCUUUCUUUUCUCCACUCCAGUCCCAGGUUAUCCAUGACUUAUUUGGGCUUCAAGUUCAUCCCAUCCAGUGUUUUAACAUGUUUGCUAUUAAGAUGUGGCACGCUUUUAUAGGAAGCUAAAGUGUGUCCCAAUCCACCACGUACAAUGUACAGGAGGAGAUUCUGAAGGAUGCCCCAUUCACUUCAAAGCAAGUAGCAGGUCCACAGGCACAGCUCUUUGCACAUGUAGGGCUGCCCUUCCAUUGAAGUGAGCAAGAAAACGUUUGUGGGCAGGAGAACUUCCUCUAUGCACACUAGAUCAGGUACCAGGCUGUGGCUUACACUACAAGCAAGUUAGCAUACACGCAAAAAGUAACAGUCAGUGCUCUUAUGCCUUUCCUCUAUGUUUCUCCAAAGCAGCUCCCAUGCCAGAAAAGGCAAGCCAUUACUCAGUUCAAAGCGUUGUCUUGUCUCUUCAGGAGUCACAGUUGCUUUCAGGAAGAAUUAAUAUCCCAAAUGUAAUUUCUCUUACUUGCACGCAAGUGACUUUGACUCAAGAACGUCAUAAGCUAUGCGGCAAAUUGCAAUGUGUUGAUUUUUCUGGUUGUGGAAAUUCUAAUUUACUGUAAAAUUAAGCAUUUAAACCCUUAGUAAAUGCAGUCUUCUAUGCAUUGAACAGCAAUAUUUCUUUACACACAUUUACUAGACAAGAAACCUGGUCACAAUAUUAAAUCUUCUAAUUCUCUGUUACCCUUGCGUUCAGAUAAAGUAUAUUCUCCCCUCAAAAAGCCUUGAAUCUCCUGCUGAAAAUGCCUUAACUGAUCAAACUUAUUUAUGUAAUUUAUUUAUUUAGUGUCUCCAUGUUCAUUCAUGCAUUUUUCUCCCCAAGUGGUGAAUGUAUCCUAACCUCACAAAGCUCUGAAAUGAAUACCAAUGAUACAGUAGUGUUUAUUCUUACUUUGGAAGUGAACGCAGUUUUUCUGUGUUAAGAAAUCUUUGUAUGUAUAUUUUGUAAAUCUAGCAGCAUUUUCUUCUUCGGUGUGCACAACAAAACUGCAAGCCACCUGACAACUGUGUCCUUGAACUACUUGUAACUUGGGUAAUAGCAGGGAAGCCUGUGUCGUGCAGCUUCUCUUAUGUAAAAAUGGAGCAAUGCCAUGAACUCUGGAUACCCAACCUUCAUUAGUGGACAAAAGUGGAGAUAGGCAAGCUCUCUCAAAUGUACCUGUGGAUUAACUUUGAUCUCCCAAUUGUUGCCCCAAAUUAUUAUAUUCAGAGCUAGUCUGAGAGCUCAAAAGAAUGCUCCCAGUGCAGCCAGUUUUCAGAGUUCCCAGAUGCCCUACCUGCUAGCCCACUUUCCUGAAACUAACUUCCCCUUUCCUUUUGGUCCUUGAGAGAAAUAAUCUAUUUCAUGGUUCCCUGGAGCUUCCAGGAUGCUGCUUAUCAGUACAGGAGGAAUAGAGAGAAAGAGGAAAAGAA